GGCCAACAGCUCCCAGGUUCAAUAGAUAAGUGAAGUACUAUACUCUGCAGUCAUGUACAAUAUAGUACUGUACAAAGCUGGCUGUCCUGGAUGCGUUUGGAUUACGAAGGGAGUGCUGAUCAGCAUCAUUCACCGUCUGCAGUUCGUGGGGGCAGGACUGAACUUCGGAUGAAUUUGUUCAAGUUCGUGUUUCAUUUGUGAUAGAACUGCUGUUGCGACUGAAAAGCAAGAUCCGGGAAAGUAACUUUUAACUUGUCGGAGUUGCACCGAUUUCCAAAAAUGAUAAAAUCCGUGUGAAGAAGUUGCUUUCGCUCGUGGAACAGUCCUGUGAUUUUUGCUGCGAUUCAUGGCUGAAAUAAGACGCCUGAAAAAACUUCACCGAUUGAAACAUGGUAGCAACGUUCGGUCGCCGCAAGCUACAUUUUUUGGCGAAACUCAGGAGACCGAACUUAAGCCGCUUGUCCUUCAAAAAUUGCUUAGCAGCGCUCGAGCUGAUGGAUCUCUGAAGCUCACUAAUAUGGGACUUCAUGAAGUUCCUCAAACAGUUUGGCGAAUCAAUGAACCUGGGCAAGAAUCAAAAGAAAAUCAGUCUUUCGAAUCCAGCGGAUUGAAAUGGUGGGAACAGGCAGAGCUUACAAAGCUUUUUCUGAGCUCAAACCAGUUGUCAGCACUUUCCGUUGAUCUAGGACUGCUCACCGGCCUUGAAACCUUGGAAAUUCAAGAUAAUCUCGUCACCGUCAUUCCUGAUGAAUUCAAAAACCUCACGAAGCUUACGCGGUUUAUCGCUGCGAGAAAUCGUCUUGAAUCUCUACCGCCAACGUUCGGAGACGCAACUGCGCUAUCCGAAGUAAAUCUAUCAAAGAAUGUCCUGAAGGAGCUUCCUGCUUCAUUUGGACAAUUAAUUCGACUCGGUGUUUUGGACUUGAGCAAUAACAAAUUGACCAAGUUGCCGGAUUGUUUUGGGGGAUUCGCGGCACUUACCACUUUGGACUUGACGAGUAACCUUCUAACAUGUAUUCCUGAUUCUUUUGGCUCUAUGAAGUGCCUUCGAACAUUGCGGCUUGGUAGCAACAAAAUUUCUUCCCUACCGUCGUCGGUUGGGUCCUUGGAAUCGCUGGAAGUGCUACACUUGUCCAACAAUUUUCUGAAAGAAAUCCCUUGUUUGGAACCGAAUCUGAAAUCUGUGCUGAAAGAGUUGCAUGUUGAUUCGAACGCUAUCACGAGCCUGCCAGUUACUUUGACCGAAUGUUCAAAGCUGGCCAUUUUGGUGGCGAGGGACAAUCGCAUAGACGAAUUACCAGCCGGCAUGAGCAAGAUGUUGAACAUACGAUCCCUGGAUCUUUCCAGAAAUAGUAUAUCCAAUGUGCCAUGCGAACUUGCACUCCUCGAAGACCUUAAGUCACUUCUUCUGGAAGGGAACCCCAUUCGAACGAUCCGUCGGGAUGUUUUGAGCGCUGGAACGAGGGAAAUCAUGAAAGUUUUGCGAUCGCGCUUGGCUCCUUCGGAAUGCUUUGCUGGCCACGCCCCAGCCGAAAAUGCCGAAGUACUGAUUCCAUUACGUUGCAAUCAACCUGUGAUCAGCAAGGUUGCUGAGUGGCGAGACAAGGAGAGAAUGUUUCGUACGAAAUCGCUCUUGGCCACCGGUCUGAAGAAUGGUCCAGAAGAGCUUUCCGUAGAGGUUUUUGAAGAUGCACUCGGUGCCAAUGUGACUGAAGUUUCCAUCACGAAGAGUAAAUUGGUUGUGUUCCCGGAAGGGUUGCGGAUAGUUGUGAGCCAGUUGACGGUAUGCAACUUGGCUGGGAAUCGACUGGAUACCCUACCGUGUUGGUUCAACAACCUCCAGUACUUGCUCAUGCUUGACAUAUCGUCGAACGCGUUCGAAAGCUUGCCGGAAGGCUUUCUCGGGUCGUUGCCAAAACUCCGAGAGCUCAAUCUUUCCCAUAACCGCCUCACCGACUUCCCGAAUGGCCUGGAAACAUGCAACAAACUCGAGCUCGUGUUCCUGUCUGGGAAUCAAUUGACGGAAUUGCGUGUCGACGUACUGGAGAAGCUAGAGAACUUGGCUCACCUCGACUUAUCGAAUAACAGCAUCAAAUCUGUUCCCCCGAGGCUUGGACUUCUGACUGGGCUGAAGACUUUGAAGUUGGAGGGCAACUUGUUCCGUCAGCCAAGACAUGACAUUUUGGGACGAGGAACGGACUUCAUUCUGAAAUAUUUGCGCGACAAGAUUCCAUCUUUCGACUGUCUCCUACCCAGCAAAAAAUUGGGCAUUAGAAAUUUUUUGGCCUGGGUGCACCCAUUCACCAAGGCAUUUGCUGACCCAUUCAUUUGGCUUCUUCCAAAAACCAAACGGCCAGCUGCUGCUAGUGAAGCUUUGGCGUGGCUUCGACGCGCGUGUUCUGAAGGUAUGGCCGAGAACGGAGAGCUUAAUGUUGACAACUUGAUCCAACGGCUGUUGGAAGUGCGAGGAUGCCGGCCUGGGAAAACUGUUCAAAUGUCUGAAGCGGAAGUUAGAGGCCUGUGUUUGAAAUCAAGAGAAAUAUUCUUGCAGCAGCCGAUUCUUUUGGAACUAGAGGCUCCCUUGAAAAUCUGUGGAGACAUUCACGGACAGUACACGGACUUACUGCGUCUGUUCGAGUACGGAGGAUUUCCACCAGAAGCAAACUACCUUUUCCUUGGUGACUACGUUGAUCGAGGAAAACAGAGUUUGGAAACUAUUUGCCUUCUGUUGGCCUACAAGAUCAAGUACCCGGAGAAUUUCUUCUUGUUGCGCGGAAAUCACGAGUGCGCAUCCAUCAACCGAAUUUAUGGGUUUUAUGAUGAAUGUAAACGUAGGUAUAACAUUAAGUUGUGGAAAACGUUCACGGAUUGCUUCAAUUGCUUGCCAAUUGCUGCAAUCAUCGACGAGAAAAUUUUCUGCUGCCACGGUGGUCUGAGCCCUGACUUGCAAUCAAUGGAGCAGAUUCGCCGUAUAAUGCGUCCGACAGAUGUUCCUGACACUGGUCUGCUAUGUGAUCUCUUGUGGUCUGAUCCGGACAAGGACGUGCAAGGGUGGGGCGAAAAUGACAGAGGCGUUUCUUUCACAUUCGGCGCUGAUGUUGUUGGGAAAUUCUUGAAUCGCCAUGAUCUUGAUCUCAUCUGCCGCGCACAUCAGGUUGUCGAAGACGGUUACGAGUUCUUUGCUAAACGACAAUUGGUGACGUUGUUUUCCGCUCCGAAUUACUGCGGAGAAUUCGAUAACGCCGGUGGGAUGAUGUCCGUCGACGAGACACUCAUGUGCUCAUUCCAAAUCUUGAAGCCGUCUGAAAAGAAGGCCAAGUACCAGUACGCUGGUCUGACCCAAGGUCGCGGUACGCCUGGUGUUCAGCGAGGCCUGCCCCCGCAGAGGAGAAAAUUGUGAACUUGACCGAAUUUCGAAUCCCGAGUGAUUGUAUGACUGGUAUGAUCCUUCAUGCGUGCUUGAAAGAUUUUUCAAUGUAUGUGCGUGGGCGUGUUUUGCUAGAUGUGGAAAAACUCACACUUGCAGCUAUUAUUUUCAUCGUGAAAGACAUUAUUUUUAAUAUCACUGUUCCGUAAUUACAUGUUUUGAUUGACUUCUGCCGGCUCUCGAAAUACUUGGGAUGCAUUUCGGUGUGCCGAAAUUGCCAGUAGGAUCUGAUUGGGCGAUGGAAAUCGACGAUUUUACUUUCUGUCGCGUAGUAGCUUAUUAUAUUCCAUUUUAAAACUUAAAUUUUACGCCAGGUUGAGUCAAGUUAUGUCACGUCAGGAUAGAUCACGAUACUCGUGUGGACCGCUUCAAAGUUGAAAUGUGGCCUGACAUUCGAAACGAUGUAAAGUAUUCAAAAAAAUACUUUUCGAUGUGUGUAAUGCGCAGGUAACAAGUUCGAAAUAUUCUGUUAGAUUUUGUUCUGCUUCGUCGACUGCUAUUUUUUUGUUGUUGAAAGGAUUCUGGUACAUGAUCUUCGCUGAAUGAAGCAGCUCAGAGUUGGAAACGGGAGUAUUGCGGUUGAAAAAUGUGAAACUCACAUUUUCGUGAAACCAAAGAUCAUCUGUGCAAAAGCUGGGAUCAGGAGUUGAAUUUCGCAUUUUUCCGAGGUUUGAAAAAGGCGAUUCAACAUAAUUUUACUAUUCCAGGAUAUGUUAUGAUCUUGCAGGACGCCUCCUGGUUAUUAACUCAUCAAAUUCUGUUGUUCCGUGAAAAUUUUUCUCCUUUCAGAAGCGAUUUUUUUUUGGUUGACCAUAAUGCAUUGUGAUUCAGUGCACAGAAAUGUACCGAGGAACUACGAGAGAUAUCCGAUAAGGAUUAGUUACUAGUAUUCAAUUUUAACCGUUUCUGGAUGUUAUUCAUAGAACGACGAAACAUUAUUUGUGUGUUUUAUGUACGCAUUCCAUUUGUAAUCAGUUCGCUUGAGGUGUUCGUAACACGUGUGCAUUUCUUUUAAAUUUAGCAUUUCAUGGACAUCAAUUGACGAAUUCUAAAUGCAGAUUUGGUGAAGUGUUUUCUGUUAUACUUUCGGAACGUGAUUAGGUUUGUUUAUUUUCGUGCCGCGAGGAAUUCCCGCGUGAUCGGUACGAGACUUUCACUCGUUGGGUUAAUGCGUCGCUCAUUUUUUUCGGAUGAUUCGGUAAUGCAAGAGUGCGAAUAUGUUCUUAUGUUCUUGUAUCUUCAAUGUUUCCCAUUGAAUAAUAUCUUCUGGAAAUUUUGAUAGCCCUAAAAUGUUAGUCCAAGUUGUUAUGUCAGUUACUCAAUUGUCAAGUCUGGCUGGUUUCUUACGAUUAAUUCUAAAAUCCGCACAACCAUGAGAGUCUUAUUAGGUCCUAAUUAUUGUAAGGGUUUUUACAUGUGCAGUAUUAUGAAUAGUGGGCCAAAUUAAUUCGAAAUUCAAUUAUUAGUACAUGUAUCUCGAGAUUUUGGUCGUUGAUUUUGACAGAAAUUGUAGUCACAGGCAGUCCAUGGGUUAUUGCUCAAUUUGGCUUCUCGGUAUUCAUCCUGUAGUUCUUAAAAUUUCGAAAAUUCAAUGAGGAUUUUUGGACUCGCCUUGUUACCCAAUGUUGGAAAAAGCGUGC
Notodromas monacha is the source of this 5067-nucleotide messenger RNA. NCBI's taxonomy places the organism in Eukaryota, Metazoa, Arthropoda, Ostracoda, Podocopida, Cyprididae. The record is from the annotation of a GenBank genome assembly.